GUUAGUUUGGCAAACAGGCAAAGUAUAGUAAUAUUAGGGGUGACCGGAAAACCAAUUUGCAGCAGAAGAGAAACGGAAAAAACAAGGCCUUAUUGUAAGAAUUUAGAGUUCAAUAUACAAAUACAACAAGGCAAUACCAGGUUUGAUAGCCACAGAACAGAAAACAGCACCCUCUUCCCUAGCUAGCUAGCUAGCUCCUACUCGAUUCUCUUUCUCUCAACUGAAUUUUCCUUCACCGUAAUAGCAGCUAGCUACUAACACUAAGUCACUAAUAAUAAGUAAUAACCAUAACCAUACUCUACGCUUUGGUUGUAGUUAGUUAGUUAAUUAGUUAGUUAGUUAGAUAGAAUUGUUUGUUUCUUUUAACUCUAACGGCAUAUGGCAUACCAUAACCACCACCUGUCUCAAGACCUUUCACCACUUCACCACCAACAUUUCAGUGACCAACAGCAACCUCAACCGCUCUCAGAUAACACUGCUAUACUUUCCGAGCACCUCUCCCCCACUGACCCCACCGCCAAAUCCCCCUCCGAUCCUCACCCCAACUGGCUCAACAACGCCCUUCUCCGCACCCACUACACCAACAACGACACCAACGCCACCAAUUUUCUCAACCUCCACACCGCCGCCUCUGCUGAGGGCGGAGGUGGGUUGGUGAACUGGCAGAAUGCUCGGUACAAGGCGGAGAUUCUGUCACACCCGCUUUACGAGCAGCUUCUGUCGGCACACGUGGCGUGCCUGCGGAUCGCCACGCCGGUGGACCAGUUACCAAGGAUCGACGCUCAGUUGGCUCAGUCCCAGAAUGUGGUGGCCAAGUACUCUUCCUUCGCUCACGCUCCUCUCGGCGAUGACAAAGAGCUCGACCAGUUCUUGUCACACUAUGUUUUGUUGCUCUGUUCCUUCAAAGAACAACUCCAACAACAUGUUCGUGUCCAUGCAAUGGAAGCAGUAAUGGCUUGCUGGGAGAUUGAGCAAUCCUUACAAAGUCUAACAGGAGUUUCGCCAGGGGAAGGUACCGGAGCAACAAUGUCCGAUGAUGAAGAUGACCAAGUAGACAGUGAUGCCAAUCUGUUUGAUGGUGGUUUGGAUGGUUCCGAUAGCAUGGGAUUUGGCCCUCUUGUUCCAACAGAGAAUGAGAGAUCCCUUAUGGAACGUGUAAGACAUGAAUUGAAGCAUGAACUGAAACAGGGUUAUAAGGAUAAAAUUGUGGACAUAAGAGAGGAAAUUUUGCGCAAAAGACGAGCCGGGAAACUUCCCGGGGACACCACCUCUGUUCUUAAAGCAUGGUGGCAAUCACAUUCCAAGUGGCCUUACCCUACAGAGGAAGAUAAGGCAAGGUUGGUGCAGGAAACAGGAUUGCAAUUGAAGCAGAUCAAUAAUUGGUUCAUCAACCAAAGGAAGAGGAACUGGCACAGUAAUCCUUCAACUUCUACUUCCUUGAAGAGCAAGCGCAAAAGGUGAUAAUAGUGCUGAAUGAUACAUGUAAAUGGAGGGAAACUGAGGAAUCAAUCAUUGGCUAUGUACUGUGUUAGUGCAUGGCAAUGGAUUCAAGGAAAGGCAAUCACUUUUGGCUGCUUCUGUUCAUGGAACAUCUAUGUUUGUUUACACUAUAAGGAGCAAAUAUUUGGAGGCCUUCAGCACCUUUGAAGCAUGAAAAUUAGGGAGCUCAAUUAGGAACUAUACGGCGACAUAUAUGAUUUCUAAUCACAAUUUAAUGACUUUGAAUUAUAUAUAGUAAGGGGUCGGGAUUAUAGGGGUACAGUAAUAAUCUGUGCAUUUUGAUCUUGAAGUUGGUAUUUCGUUCCUAUAUGUGAAGGUCAUUUUCUUGCAGAAAAUGAUAUAUAGUUAUUAUAUACUAUAUAGUACGUAUUUACUUUUUAAUUUUUAUACUUAAAUGAUGAUAGAUGCCUAGAUGGUAUGGGUUUCGCAUGAUGCUUCUUCAGGUGAUCGUAAAGUCAUAAUCAUGGCAUGAAACAACUUGAGUGAAUUAGAAGGGUGAAAACAAAGUUCAUAAUUUUUUUUAACCCGUGUGUGGUUGGAGGAUAUCUACAUAUUGGUAUUUGUGCUUUGUUUUGAGGGGUGGGACAAAUUUCUUUUAUACAUGCUAUGCGACCAAACUAUAUAUUAUUUAGUUGAGGAAUGUAUAUGUAUUUUUUUAAUA
Messenger RNA from Arachis duranensis, 2161 nucleotides. Its product is annotated as homeobox protein knotted-1-like 3. Gene Ontology annotation, biological process: regulation of DNA-templated transcription. Lineage: Eukaryota; Viridiplantae; Streptophyta; Magnoliopsida; Fabales; Fabaceae. The record is from RefSeq and is a predicted model, not a curated record. Gene Ontology annotation, molecular function: DNA binding. Gene Ontology annotation, cellular component: nucleus.